This is a messenger RNA of Lycium barbarum (goji berry), 2176 nucleotides long. RefSeq lists its product as uncharacterized. The coding region runs from base 151 to 2019 and encodes 622 amino acids. The record is from RefSeq and is a predicted model, not a curated record. Lineage: Eukaryota; Viridiplantae; Streptophyta; Magnoliopsida; Solanales; Solanaceae. The transcript has a single exon.
GUGUCAAAAACGUGUUACACUAGUAUUUUAUUUCCCUUUCCUAGUUGUCACAAAACACAACAACGUGUUAACUUCUCACUGCACAAAAUUAAUGUUAUAAACACCACUCCACCAUUUUCGCCGUUUAAUCACACAGUUCAUUUCCCAAAAAUGUCAACAACUUUACUAGUUGGUCCACCAUCCCUCCACCAUGACCCACCAUUAACCACCCUUAAUCAAGAUCCCUUAACCCCCAUAUCUAAUCAAAUCACAAAUUUUGAUCUUUCAAACUUGCCCUUAAAAGGUUUAACAGAAAACAACUCAUCAACAUUCAUAUCAUCAGGCAACCCUUGUUUAGAUUUCUUCUUUCAUGUGGUUCCUGACACGUCACCAGACGACCUGAUUAGCCGACUAGAAUUAGCUUGGGCUCAUAAUCCUUUAACAGCACUCAAAUUAAUUUGUAAUCUUAGAGGUGUUAGAGGGACAGGUAAGUCUGAUAAAGAAGGGUUUUAUACAGCUGCUUUUUGGUUACAUUAUACACACCCUAAAACCCUUGCUUGUAAUGUUCAGGCAAUUGCUGAUUUUGGUUAUUUUAAAGAUUUUCUUGAGAUUUUGUAUCGAAUUAUGGAAGGUCCUUUUAUAAGGAAAAAAGAGAAAGAAGAUAGAGAAAAAUCAAGAACUCGUGGUCGUGGUAGAUUUAAAAGGGUAAAUAGGCCUGAAGGUAAAAAAGUGAAAAUUAAAAAAAGUUUGGAUGAAUUGAAUGAAGAAAUUAAGGUAGAACAAGAGAAAGCUAGGGGUUUAAGGAAGGAAAAAGAGAAAGAGAAGGCGAAAAAAGCGUUAGAAAAAUACUAUUCUGAUGAACAUUACAGGCUUUUACAUGAUAAGAUAUCGGAUUUUUUUACCGAGCUUUUGAGGGCUGAUUUGGAAAAGUUGAAUUCGGGUAAGGUUAAUGAGAUUAGUUUGGCUGCUAAAUGGUGUCCAACUGUUGAUUCGUCGUAUGAUAAGGCGACGUUGAUGUGUGAGAGCAUUGCGAAAAAGAUUUUUCCUAGGGAGAGUUAUAGUGAAUAUGAUGGAGUAGAAGAGGUACAUUAUGCUUAUAGGGUGAGAAAUAGAUUGAGAAAAGAGGUUCUUGUGCCUUUACAUAAGGCGUUAGAGUUGCCAGAGGUGUAUAUGAGUGCUAAUAAGUGGAAUUCAUUGCCCUAUAAUAGGGUGGCGUCGGUGGCUAUGAAGAACUAUAAAGAACUGUUUUUGAAACAUGAUCAAGAAAGGUUUAAUGAGUAUCUUGAGGAUGUGAAGUCAGGGAAGGCGAAAAUUGCAGCGGGAGCGUUGUUGCCUCAUGAGAUUAUUGGGGCGUUGAACGAUGGAGAUGGUGGAGAAGUAGCUGAACUUCAGUGGAAAAGAAUGGUUGAUGAUCUUUGUAAGAAAGGGAAAUUAAGUGAUUGUAUCGCGGUAUGUGAUGUUUCGGGGAGUAUGAGUGGGAUCCCGAUGGAGGUUUCCGUGGCGCUUGGUGUCUUGGUUUCGGAAUUGAGUGAGGAACCGUGGAAGGGAAAACUGAUCACAUUCAGUGAGUCACCUGAACUGCAGAAAGUUGAAGGUGAUACUCUAAAAGAGAAGACCGAAUUUGUUAGAAAUAUGGACUGGGGUAUGAACACAAACUUCCAGAAAGUGUUUGAUAGGAUUUUGGAAGUGGCAGUACAAGGAAAUCUAAGUGAGGACCAAAUGAUAAAGAGGAUAUUUGUGUUCAGCGAUAUGGAAUUCGAUCAGGCAUCAGAAAAUGCAUGGGAGACGGACUAUCAGGCAAUACAACGGAAGUUCUCAGAGAAAGGAUACAAAACUGUGCCUGAGAUUGUGUUUUGGAACCUUCGAGAUUCAAGAUCGACCCCGGUUUUGGAAAAGCAGAGUGGUGUAGCACUUGUGAGCGGGUUUUCAAAGAAUCUGUUGACCAUGUUUUUGGAGGGUGGUGGAAUCGUUAAUCCUGUGGAAGUUAUGGAGCUUGCCAUUUCUGGUGAAGAGUACCAGAAGCUCGCUAUUUUUGAUUAAUGUGUGAGCUGCUCAAUACAUUUUAGUUUUAAUUUUCAGACUAUGUUGUCCAACUUUGUUACACCGUCUCUCUUAGAUGAUAGAGUUGUGUGUACUUAUUUACAGUCAACUGGUGACAUUUAGUUUUGCUUUAUGGAUAUGGAGUAUAUUUGGUUAA